AUGGCGGCAGCGGCGCCGUGCGCCGCGCGGAGGUCGUUCAGGGACUCGCUCAAGGUGCUGGAGGCGGACAUCCAGCACGCCAACACGCUGGCGUCCGAGUGCUCGCGGGACUACGACGGGGCGUGCGUGCAGAUGCGCAUGUCCUACAGCCCCGCCGCGCGCCUCUUCCUCUUCCUCCUGCAGUGGACCGACUGCAGCCUCGCCGGCGCCCUCGGCCUCCUCAGGAUCCUCAUCUACAAGGUCUAUGUGGACGGCACAACCACCAUGUCCACCCACGAAAGGAAGGCCAGCAUCAGGGAAUUCUACGCUGUGAUAUUCCCCUCCCUCAUGCAACUGGAGCACGGGAUAAGCGACUCCGACGACCGGAGGCAGAGGGCGGCGUGCUCAGAGCGAUACAGGAGGAGAGACGAGCCAGAGGACAGCAAGAGGCCGGUCUCCGAGAUCGACGCCGAGAUAGAGGAGGAGUGCGGGAUCUGCAUGGAGCUCAACAGCAGGGUCGUGCUGCCCAACUGCAGCCAUGACAUGUGCAUCAAGUGCUACCGUCAAUGGCGCUCGAGAUCUCAAUCAUGCCCCUUCUGCCGAGACAGCCUCAAGAGAGUAAACUCCGGCGAUCUAUGGAUGCUCACCGACCAGCGCGACGUCGUCGACAUGGCGACGGUGACGAGGGAGAACAUCAGGCGCCUCUUCACGUACAUCGAGAAGCUGCCUCUCGUCACGCUGGACAACAUCUUCGAUGCCUAUGAUUCCCAUAGGAUGUUCCUUGUCCUAGGAUGUGGCUGA
This is a messenger RNA of Triticum turgidum subsp. durum (durum wheat), 780 nucleotides long. Lineage: Eukaryota; Viridiplantae; Streptophyta; Magnoliopsida; Poales; Poaceae. The record is from the annotation of a GenBank genome assembly.